AUGGCCGACUCCACGGCCGUGUACGCCGUCGGCCACCUGUCGUUCAGCAGCACCGUGCGAGAGCAUCAGCUCGUCGUGUUCUGGGCGCCGUUCCUGCUGCUGCACCUCGGCGGCCCGGACAACAUCACCGCCUAUGCCCUCCAGGACAACCAGCUCUGGCUUCGCCACCUCCAAAUCCUCGUCGUGCAGGUCCUCGGGGCAGCCUGCGUCAUCCACAAGAACAUCGACGGAGGUAGCAGCGGGCGGCUGCUCCGGCUUGCCUCCGGCUUGAUGUUCGCCGUUGGAUUUGUCAAGUACGGGGAGAGGACGUGGGCGCUCAAGUGUGGCACCCUGGAAAGCAUCGGUGCCUCGGUCAAGACGCAGCCGCCCGCCAUCCAUAAACAUUCCCACCGUCAGGACGAAGCGUCGGACGAGGAAUUCCUCGUGCGACGAGCCCACUCGCUGUUCCACGUCUGCAAGCGUGCCAUUGUUGAUUCUUCCGUGAUCGAGAAGGACUCCGUGGAGGGGCAGGAACAGUACACCACCAAGAUGAUGCGCAAAGUGGAGCUAUGGGCGCUGAUGGAGAUCGAGCUCUCCCUCAUGUACGACGUACUCUACACCAAGGCGGCCGUGGUCCACACCGCUGCCGGAUAUCUGGUCCGUGUCGUCUCGCCGCUCACCAUUGCCGCCUCGCUGGUGCUGUUCCAGCUCACCCCCAAGGACAGCCACAUCGGAGCCGACGUGGCCAUCACCUACGUCCUGCUGGGUGGUGCCUUGUUCAUGGAGACGACGUCGCUCGUGAACGCGCUAGGAUCGUCUUGGACGUUUGCGUUCCUGAGCACCACCAGGUGGCGAUGGCUCCGGUACGUAGCCCUGUGCAACGGGAGAUGGGACAGUCUCCGGCGUAGGGUUGUGUCUCUUCACCAUCUUGUCAAGGGAGGAUUUCCUGGUGGUAGCAGCACCAGCAGGUACAAAUCGAGGAGGUGGUCAUACAUCAUCGGGCAGUACAACAUGCUGCACUUGUGCACGCGCCCCGCCUUCACACUGCUCACCAGCCCGCUGCUCGGUAGGCUGGCCAGGACGCUGGGACCCAACGGGUGGUGGGACAGGAAGCACUACUCAGGAACCGUCAAGAUAUCGGUUUCAGUCAAGAAACACAUCUCCCUACACAUGGGGCGGCUGUACAAACACGAGACGCUCAACUCCCUGGGCAUGCUCAGGAAGAAGUGGGGCGAGGAGCCGCUGGACCGUCGAGGGCUGUACGAAGGCAUUCUGAAAGACUCCCCGGGUGUGGAGUUCCAGGAGGGCAUCAUCAUCUGGCACAUCGCCACCGACAUCUUCCUGGCCAAGAGCGAGAGAGCCAAGGCCGAGGACGCGGCGCCACGCGUGGAGGCCAUCGUGAUGCUGUCCGACUACAUGAUGUUCCUCAUGGUGGAUCGCCCCUACAUGCUCCCAGGCCAACCCCAAAACAGGUUGUACCAACGUACCUGCGAGAAUCUGGUCAGCAUGCGGUUGACAGAUGAUCCUGAGCACCCAAACCGCCGACGCAGAGGUAUGAUCAAGAAUCUGUUCCGCGUGCGUGAUGGCCCGGCUUCCGGCACUUCCAGGGCCUCCGAGAGACGUGAUCUCGCCAACAGACUGUAUGAUGAGUAUGCGAGCCGAAGGUUCAGCCACGACGCUCCCCGUCUCACGUACGUAGCCCGACUUGCCAAACGGCUGCUACAGAAGGAGAGAGCCGACGGCACGGCCGACUCGUUGGACCUUGUGCUUGAGGUGUGGACGGACAUUCUCGUCUACGCGGGCAACAAGUGCAGCAGGGAGUCCCAUGCCAAGAAGCUCAACAGUGGCGGCGAGCUCACGACCAUCCUGUGGCUCAUGGCGGAACACCUCUACCAAGUGUCCCUCGAGGAAGCAUCACACGCGCAGAGAGACGAUGAUGUAUCUAACGUACUAUAA
Messenger RNA from Triticum turgidum subsp. durum (durum wheat), 1935 nucleotides. The record is from the annotation of a GenBank genome assembly. Lineage: Eukaryota; Viridiplantae; Streptophyta; Magnoliopsida; Poales; Poaceae.